Messenger RNA from Neofelis nebulosa (Clouded leopard), 1980 nucleotides. It is a transcript of the gene ALG12, whose product is annotated as ALG12 alpha-1,6-mannosyltransferase. Gene Ontology annotation, cellular component: endoplasmic reticulum membrane. The coding region runs from base 169 to 1650 and encodes 493 amino acids. Gene Ontology annotation, molecular function: alpha-1,6-mannosyltransferase activity. Gene Ontology annotation, biological process: protein N-linked glycosylation. NCBI's taxonomy places the organism in Eukaryota, Metazoa, Chordata, Mammalia, Carnivora, Felidae. The record is from RefSeq and is a predicted model, not a curated record. The transcript is spliced from 10 exons.
GUUAGGUUUGGGCAAGGGCUUCGCGUCCGUUCUCCGCUUCCGCCACCCCGCUUCCGGCCGCGGGCUGCCUAGGGCGCCGCGCUUCGAGGGACGCCGCCGGCGGCAGGCGAGCGCUCACAGGGCAGCAGCGUCGAUGGUCGCUGAAGGCACGUGAAGCGGGACAUCGCCAUGGCGGGGAAGAGGCCGUCGGGCCCGGGCCGGCAGCGCUGGCUGCUGGGGCUGCUGGCGGCCGUGGGCGCCGUCCACCUCUUCACCUGCCCCUACUCCAAAGUGGAGGAGAGCUUUAGUCUGCAGGCCGUGCACGACCUGCUCUACCACCGGCUGGACGUGGACAAGUAUGACCACCUCGAGUUCCCCGGCGUGGUCCCCAGGACGUUUCUCGGGCCGCUGGCCGUGGCGGUGCUGUCCAGCCCUGCGGUCUGUGUGCUGUCCCUGCUGCAAGCGCCCAAGUUCUAUUCUCAGCUAGUAGUCAGAGCCGUCCUGGGACUCGGCGUGAUCUCGGGACUCUGGACUUUACAAAAAGAAGUGAGGCGGCAGUUUGGGGCCACGGUGGCCACCAUGUUCUGCUGGGUGACGGCCACACAGUUCCACCUGAUGUUCUACUGCACCCGGACGCUCCCCAACGUGCUGGCCCUGUCCGUGGUCCUGCCCGCCCUCACGGCCUGGCUGCAGCUGAAGUGGGCCCGCUUCAUCCGGCUCUCGGCGUUCGCCAUCCUGGUGUUCCGGGCGGAGCUGAGCCUGUUCCUGGGCCUCGUGCUGCUGCUGCUGCUGCGCUCGCGGAGGGUGACGGUGGCGCGGGCCUUGCGCUGCGCCCUGCCGGCCGGGGCUCUCUGCUUAGGACUGACCGUCGCCGUGGACUCCUGUUUUUGGCGAAGUCUCGUGUGGCCGGAGGGAAAGGUGCUUUGGUACAACACCAUCCUGAACAAAAGUUCCAACUGGGGAACCUCGCCGCUGCUGUGGUAUUUCUACUCGGCCCUGCCCCGCGGCCUGGGCUGCAGCCUGCUGUUCGUGCCGCUGGGCGCCGCGGACAGGCGGGCCCUGGCGCUGCUGCUGCCCUCGCUGGGCUUCGUGGCCCUGUACUCGCUGCUGCCGCACAAGGAGCUGCGGUUCAUCAUCUACUCCUUCCCUGUGCUCAACAUCGUGGCCGCCAGGGGCUGCGCCUGCCUGCUGAACAACUACAGGAAGUCUUGGCUGUAUAAAGUGGGUUCCGCCCUUGUGGUAGGACACCUGGUGGUGAAUGCCAUGUACUCGGCCACGGCCCUGUAUGUGUCCCACUUCAACUAUCCUGGUGGUGUCGCGAUGCAGCGGCUGCACGAGCUGGUGGCCCCCGGGACAGACGUCGUCGUGCACAUCGACGUGGCCGCCGCACAGACCGGUGUGUCUCGGUUUCUAGAAGUCAACAGCGCCUGGAGGUACGAGAAAAAGGAAGAUGUGCAGCCUGGGUCGGGGCGUAUGCUGGCCUACACGCACCUCCUCGUGGAGGCGGCCCCUGCGCAGCUGGCCCUCUACAGGGACACGCACCGGGUCCUGGCCAGCAUCGCGGGCACCACCGGGGUGAGUCUGAACCUGACCCGACUGCCUCCAUUUGACGUCAACCUGCAGACAAAGCUGGUGCUCCUCGAGAGGCUCCGCCGGCCUCCUGGCAAAUGAGAUGAUGCGGAGAGCCGUACCGGGGACGUGCCCCGGACGUAGCCCUCAGGGAACAGGCCGGGGUCCUCCACGGCCAGCCCAGACCGAGCACGGCCAGCGGGGACCGCGGGCCUCACCCGGGGGCCUCUCGGAGCACCUGCAAAAGCGCCCCUUCGGGGGAGCUCGUGUGAGACUUGGUGUCGAGGCAGCACCGCUGGACGGCGUCCCCUGCCCACGCCCUGAGCCGCAGGGAGAAUCCUUCGUGGGCACAGACACGCCAUGGCGUGGCAGCUCACGUGAAAUUGUGGGAAUUUAAAGAGGAUGGAGAAUAAAAAUUUGAAUGUUUCCUUA